Messenger RNA from Drosophila ananassae, 4969 nucleotides. RefSeq names its product probable phospholipid-transporting ATPase IIB. Bases 849 to 4604 code for a protein of 1251 amino acids. Gene Ontology annotation, molecular function: ATP binding; ATP hydrolysis activity; ATPase-coupled intramembrane lipid carrier activity. Lineage: Eukaryota; Metazoa; Arthropoda; Insecta; Diptera; Drosophilidae. The transcript is spliced from 6 exons. Gene Ontology annotation, biological process: retrograde vesicle-mediated transport, Golgi to endoplasmic reticulum; phospholipid translocation; endocytosis. Gene Ontology annotation, cellular component: endosome; trans-Golgi network; plasma membrane. The record is from RefSeq and is a predicted model, not a curated record.
GUUGAAGGCGCCAAUGCAAAAACAGCUGGUUUAAUGUUUGGCCAAAAUCAUCCGCUGCCAACUUGGACAUUUUAACACAAAACCAAGUUCAAAAUAAAUUAAAAACAAACCGAAAGUCGCAAAAAACAGUGGGAAAUGUGAAAAAUUAAAUUUAAGCUACUGGAAAUUAAAGAAAAUCAAAUGUAUUGCUAAUAGCGGAAGAGAAAUUUCCCGUGUACAUGCGUGUGCCUCCAAAUGCGUCAGUGUGUGUGCCAGCGGCCCGGGCCUUGGCCUUUUAUUUAUAUUUUUAUUUGAAUCAAUUUAACGCCGAGCAAUAGACGGGCACCUCGAAUUUAUGGUGACGAAUAGUGGUCGGCAACCGUUUCUCCUGAUAACAGUGCUCAUAAUCGGAAUUCCGUUACGGGGAGCGCCUCAGGGGAGCUGAUUUACGGUUAUACAUGUUUACCUCUCAAACAAAAGGCGCAGGUGUGAUAAGGUGCUGCCGACUUCCCCCAUCUUCCCACACAGAUUGUGAGUUUUGUGAUUCCGCCGCGUGAAUUCAUAGUCCAAUGGAAACGUGGCAAGGCGGCUAAAGGCUAAAACAGACCAGCAUUUAUGUACAUAUAUUUUGUAAGAAAACGUAAUCGUUUAUUUAUAGACUGCCAGACAAUCAGCGUACUAGCGUAGUGCAACUAAAAUAGUAUAUUGCAUUUCUAAUAAGUGGUUAAGUUUAUCAAGUUCACGUUCCGUUGAGGCAGUCGCGCCAAGCUCCAGAAUCAAACACCUGUGCAAACUCUCUUCGCGAAAGAUUAAGCUGCUCACGCCGCGUUACCUGGUCCGCGCUCUCGCUCUCUCCUCUCUCUCUUAAAAUGGCCGACAAUGUGCCGCUACGCGACUUCGACGAAGAGAGUGAAACCGACUCUGAAACGGAAUUACUCAUACGCAGAGAGGUCCCAGCCAGUGGCAGCAGCAGCAGCAACAAAAACAACAACAACAGAAACGGCAGACGCAAAAACUCGAUGGGCUACAGCGGGGCCGACUUUCUGGGCAAUCUCUUUGGCUCGAACAGUGUCGGGUCUGCCUCCGGCCAGAUACGUUAUAGAAAUGAACGAAGUCGCGAGCGCGCCAACAGCUACAACAGUGUUUCGAAACUGGCGCAAUUAACGCACACGUCAGCGGGCGUCGCGGGGGCGGGAUCGGGAUCGGGAGCGGGCGCGGGCGCUGGAGCGAGUGGCGGUGGUGGUGUUGGGGGGAGUGGCAGCGGAGGCGCCGGUGAUGGCAGCAAUGCAGCAACGUCGUCAGCGGGUGCUGCCGGUGAUCUCGGCAAUGGCGGCACCCACUGCACGGUCGUGGAUCCGGAGAACGGCUCCUCCACGGUCUUCUAUCAGCACAAUCGCCGGAAGAGCAAAAGUCGCAGCAUCGGCAACGUUUGCAAACUCUGUCUCUGCAGCUGCUGGCGGAAAUGGUUCCGGCCGCGGGAACUGCGCGCCCGGACCGUCAACCUGGGACGGGUGAACACGGAGAAGUUCCCGCCGAACGAGAUCCGCAACCAGAAGUACAACUUCAUCACCUUCCUGCCGCUGGUGUUGUUCGAGCAGUUCCGCUUCUUCCUCAACCUCUACUUCCUGCUAAUGGCGCUUUCGCAAUUCAUUCCGGACAUUCGCAUCGGAUACCCGUACACCUACUGGGGUCCGCUGGGCUUCGUCCUGAUGGUCACCAUUUGUCGUGAGGCCGUCGACGAUCUGCGUCGCCACCAGCGGGAUCACGAGGUCAACUCCCAGAAGUACAAGCGGCUGUCGGCCACCAACGGCAGUGGCUACGAGAUGGUGCCCAGCUCCAAGCUGAAGGUCGGCGACGUCAUCAUCGUCGAGAAGAAUGAACGGGUGCCAGCGGAUCUGAUCCUCCUGCGCACCAGCGACCGCAGCGGCUCUGUCUUCGUGCGAACGGACCAGCUGGACGGCGAGACCGACUGGAAACCCCGUCUGGCUGUUCCCUACACCCAGAAGCUCAGUCGCGACUCGGAGCUGCACAGCACCGACGCCAGUUUCUACGUCGAGAAGCCGCAAAACGAUAUACACAGCUUCAUUGCCACAUUCUGUAUGACGGACGGCAGCGAGGACACCGGACUCAGCGUGGAGAACACUCUGUGGGCCAACACAGUGGUGGCCGCGGGCACAGCCACCGGCAUCGUCAUCUACACAGGCUGCGAGACGCGCAGCGUGAUGAACAACUCCCAGCCAAGGUCCAAGGUGGGCCUGCUGGACAUGGAAAUCAACGGAUUGACCAAGGUACUCUUCUGCGCCGUGCUGGGCCUCUCUCUAGUCAUGAUGAUGCUGAAGGGCUUCGGCGGUCCCUGGUAUCGGUACAUGUUCCGCUUCGUGCUGCUCUUCUCCUACAUCAUUCCGAUCAGUCUCCGCGUGAACCUGGACAUGGGCAAGGCCUUCUACUCUUGGCAGAUGCAGAACGACUCGAACAUCCAGGGAACAGUGGUGCGAUCGACGACCAUACCCGAGGAGCUAGGCAGGAUAUCGUACGUGUUAACGGACAAGACGGGCACUCUGACCCAGAACGAGAUGGUCUUCAAAAAGAUCCACCUGGGCAUAGUGUCCCAUGACGCGGACACGUUCCAUCACAUAGGGCAGAUGAUACAGAAGCUGUCGGGCAACAUUCUCCAGCAGCAACAGCAACAGGGCAACGUCUCCAGCUCCAGCAGCAGCGGAGAGUCCAACAAACCGAUUAUGUUUGCCGGCAACAGGAUGCGGCGCCCGGAGGGCUGGAGGGAGUGGGAGGCGGUACGAGCUUUGGCCUUAUGCCACAAUGUCACACCAGUUAGCGAUGACGAGGACAACCGAUCGGUGUCCACGGCCUCGACGGUCACGGGCGGCAACAACUCACCCACCAAAUCUGUGAUAAACAUCGAGGCCCCCGGCAGCACGGAUACGGAGCACCAGUACCAGGCCGCCUCGCCAGACGAAAUAGCACUGGUCAAGUGGACGGAGCAGGUGGGCCUGACCCUGAUCGCCAGGGAUCUCAACUCCAUGACGCUUCAGGUCAAGACCCCCAGCGAAGACAAUGACAUCCUCCUGCACUAUCAGAUCCUGCAGUUGUUCCCCUUCACCAGCGAGAGCAAGCGAAUGGGAAUCAUUGUUCGCGAGAGCAAGUCGGGCCAGAUAACGUUCUACUUGAAGGGAGCCGAUGUGGUCAUGUCCACCAUCGUGCAGUACAACGAUUGGCUUAGCGAGGAAUCGGGCAACAUGGCACGCGAGGGUCUGCGCACCCUCGUCGUGGCCAAGAAGGUCCUUACCGAGGAACAGUAUUCUGAUUUCGAAAUGCGCUACAAUGCCGCCCGCCUCAGCAUAACAGAUCGAGUGGCCAAGGUGGCUGCGGUCACUGAAUCCCUAGAGCGUGAGAUGGAAUUGCUUUGCCUCACAGGCGUGGAGGAUCGUUUGCAGGAGAACGUGCGGCCAACAUUGGAGCUUUUGCGCAAUGCCGGCGUUCGUGUUUGGAUGUUGACGGGCGACAAGCUGGAGACGGCGUGCUGUAUUGCCAAGUCCUCGCAGCUGAUUGGACGGAAUCAGGGCCUGCACGUGCUCCGGUCUGUGAAGACGCGUACGGAUGCCCACCAGGAGCUGAACAACUUCCGGCGCAAGCAGGGUCACGCUCUGGUCAUCUCGGGAGAGUCCCUGGAGGUGUGCCUUCAGUACUACCGACCGGAGUUUCUCGAGCUGGCUACAGCCUCACCAGCCGUGGUGUGCUGUCGCUGCUCGCCCACCCAGAAGGCCCAGGUGGUGGCCCUCAUCCAGAAGCAUACCGGCAAGCGAACUUGCGCCGUGGGCGAUGGUGGCAACGACGUCAGCAUGAUUCAGCAGGCCGAUGCCGGCGUGGGAAUCGAGGGCCGCGAAGGCCGACAGGCAUCUCUGGCCGGCGACUUUAGCAUUCCACAGUUCUCGCACAUCGCCAAGCUGCUGCUUAUCCACGGCCGUCGAAGCUACAAACGCUCGGCGGCCCUCUCGCAGUUCGUCAUCCAUCGAGGACUGAUAAUCACCACCCUGCAGGCGGUGUUUUCAGCUGUUUUCUACCUCAGCUCGGUGGCUCUCUACCAAGGUUUCCUCAUGGUCGGCUACUCGACGUUGUACACCAUGUUCCCGGUAUUCUCGUUGGUACUUGACCAGGACAUCACCUCCGAAACAGCGGUCACAUAUCCAGAGCUGUACAAGGACCUGUCCAAGGGACGAAGUUUGAGCUACAAGACGUUCUUCAUUUGGGUGCUGAUCAGCAUAUACCAGGGCGGGGUCAUCAUGUACGGAGCGCUAAUACUCUUUGUGGACGAGUUUAUCCACAUAGUGGCUAUCAGCUUCUCGGCUCUGAUAAUGACGGAAUUGAUCAUGGUGGCCCUCACAGUGCGGACUUGGCAUAGACUAAUGGUGCUGGCCGAGCUCUUCAGCUUGGCUCUCUAUCUAAUAUCACUGGCAGUGUUGCAUGAGUAUUUCGACUGGGAGUUCAUCUGGUCCUACGACUUUCUGUGGAAGGUCUCCCUCAUCACGCUGGUCUCCUGCUUACCCUUGUAUAUAAUCAAGUUCUUGCGCAAGAAAUGUUCGCCGCCAUCCUACUUGAAGCUCUCAUAGACACUUUGAUGGCGUGGCGUUGAAUAUUUUCCAAUGGAUCCCCUCACACUCUACGAUUCUCUUUGUGUUUUCGUUCACAAUUUAAACCACUAUUAUUAUUUAUUAUGUGCUACGUUGUUUUUCUCAUAUGUCGUCUCGUCGUUUUGCCAACAACCGCACCAGCCCCCCAAUAUUCGUGAUAUCAGGUUAAACGCCCCCUACCCCGACACACCACUGUCGCUUGAUGAUGCUUUUUGUUUAAUUUGUAAAGUUACACAAUGUGCAAGAGACAAAGUGAUUCGAUUAUCGUAAUAUAAAUCAAAUAGAACCGAUUCUAAGUUGUAAGCGUGAGGCGUAAUAAAUGUUUAUUGUAUUUCAAUUUUGUA